This is a messenger RNA of Caenorhabditis elegans, 2177 nucleotides long. It is a transcript of the gene plk-2, whose product is annotated as Serine/threonine-protein kinase plk-2. Gene Ontology annotation, molecular function: protein serine kinase activity; protein serine/threonine kinase activity; ATP binding. Gene Ontology annotation, cellular component: centrosome; nucleus; cytoplasm. The record is from RefSeq and is marked reviewed. Gene Ontology annotation, biological process: regulation of cell cycle. Lineage: Eukaryota; Metazoa; Nematoda; Chromadorea; Rhabditida; Rhabditidae.
AUGCAGCGUGUACAGCCGUCUGCAGCAAGGGUAAAGUCCCAGAAGAAGGAGAAGGCGCCGCCAGAUGUUCCAGACGUGAUUCUCGAUGGAGAACGCAAGACUCGUUAUGAAAAAGGCAAAUUUUUGGGAAAAGGAGGAUUCGCACAUUGCUACGAGCUGCGGAACAAGUCUACAGGCGAGCUGUUUGCUGGAAAAGUCGUCCCGAAAGCGCUGCUUAUCAAGCAGUAUCAGAGAGACAAAAUGGCUCAAGAAGUGCAGAUUCAUAGGAACCUCCAACAUCGCAAUGUUGUGAAAUUAUAUCACUUCUUCGAGGAUAAAUCAAACGUCUACAUCACGCUGGAAUUGUGUCCAAGAAGAUCGUUGAUGGAGCUGCAUAAGCGACGAAAAGCGGUCACAGAGCCUGAAGCCCGCUACUUUACAUAUCAAAUCGUGGAAGGUGUGCUCUACUUGCACAAUUUAAAGAUUGUACAUCGUGAUUUGAAGCUCGGAAAUCUCUUCCUCAAUGAUGAAUUGCAAGUGAAAAUCGGCGAUUUCGGGUUGGCAACAACUUGUGAUAAUGAUGAGAGAAAGAAGACACUCUGUGGAACUCCAAAUUACAUUGCACCUGAAGUUUUGAACAAAAUCGGGCACUCCUUUGAAGUCGAUUUAUGGGCGAUUGGUUGCAUUCUCUACAUUCUUCUUUUCGGCCAUCCGCCAUUCGAGUCGAAGAGUUUGGAGGAGACCUAUUCGCGCAUCAAAAACAACAACUACGUCAUCCCAACAUCGGCGAGUGCUGCAGCAUCUCAACUCAUUCGUGUGCUUCUUGACCCAGUGCCGAGUCGCCGUCCAAAUGCCAGAGCUGUAUGCCGAGAUCACUUCUUCAAAUCCGGCUUCAUGCCUGCUCGUCUUCCAGUUUCGUGCCUCACGAUGGUCCCACACUUAAACGAUGAUGAAUACGCAGAGGAAAAUGUGUCUCCAAGUGGCACGAUCGAUCAGCGUGGUCCGCACCAAGCUGGUAGAUCCGGACUUUCUGCGAUUCCGGCUCAUCUCGUGUCGAGAAAUUCUGAACGGCAGCAAACUCACCGAAUGGAGGCGUACCGACAGCCGACUGACUGCUAUUUGUCGAAUUUACUCGCUCAAGUCAACGAUUUAUUGGCUACGCCAACCGCAGAUAUUGAUGAUGCAGAAGCCGCUCUAGACUCGUAUCAAUCGCCUGAAGCUCUUCCCGUGUUCUGGAUUUCCAAAUGGGUUGACUACUCUGAUAAGUAUGGAAUCGGUUAUCAGCUUUGCGAUAAUUCGGUUGGAGUACUUUUCAACGAUAAUUCAAGAAUCAUGCUGGACACUGCUGGCACCCAGCUGACAUAUAUUGAGAAAACCGAGAAGGAGCACUAUUUCGACAUGGAAAGCGCAAUACCAUCGGGCCUACAGAAGAAGAUGACACUUCUCAAGUAUUUCCGAUCGUACAUGAAUGAUCAUUUGUUGCAAGCAGGACAGCAAGUUACUCGGAAAGUAGGAGACGAUUUGGCUCGCCUUCCGACGCUUCGUGUCUGGUUCCGAACAAAGUCGGCAAUUGUGCUUCAUCUCUCCAACGGCACUGUUCAGAUAAACUUUUUCAAUGAUCACAUUAAAAUGGUGUUGUGUCCACUCAUGCAAGCUGUCACCUUCAUCGAUGAGAACAAGCGCAUGUUCACGUACAAAUUUUCACACUUGGCUGAAAAUGGAUGUCCGGAGAAGUUCCUCCAUCGAAUUCAAUACGCCAAGUGUAUGAUCCAACGACUCGUCGAGGAACACACGAAAGAGGAGACGAAACACAAUGCACCGGCGGCCAAUGCAGUACGCCUUCCAUCGACUUCCAGCAACGUCCGUUUGGAAUCUGCAGCAGAUAUCCAGCCGGCUUAUCCAUCAUCCUCGCGUCGCUAAGAAAAUCGAUCUGCAACAAAUUGAGCUCAUUUCCCCUUACCGGUUUUGAUAUUUCUCUGAUCAAUACACUUUUAUGUCCGUGUUUGUAAUCAAUUUUAUCCAAGCAAAUUGCCUUCCUUUUGUAUUGCCUUUCUUUUUUAUUUUUAACGUUUAUUUUUCCCCUUCCCCCUCUCGUAUUAAAUAUUCAUUUCGUCUCUCUAUGUAUGUCACUUCCUAAUUUAGAAGAGAACGAACAAACAUUCGGGUGUCAUCAUGCUCAUCAGCCGGGGGGUGGUGGG